AUGCCAUUCUCAAGUGGUGACAAUGCCUUCUUCCCGCCAAGCCAGACUGCGUUCGACUUCAAUAUCGAAUUUGAGCAGCUCUUCUUCUCAAUUCUUCCGUCGGUCUUGUUCAUUUGCUCCUCGAUAUGGCGGGCUCUUCUCCAGACGCGCAAGCCAACAGUCGUUGACGCGCCCAUGCUGCAGAUCAUAAAAGUGGGAUGCAUCACCAUGUAUGCGGGACUAGAGUUGGCGCUACUCGUCUUCGCAGCCGUCGGUUCGCUGCACGUAACCUCACUCUUCUUGGCCGCCUCGGCUCUCAAGCUGAUCUCGGCACUAUCCAUGGUCAUUGUGAGUAUGCUGGACCACAGCAAGAGUGUGCGACCUUCCAUCCUACUCAGCGGCUACCUGUUCCUCACAUUGUUGCUGGACAUUGUUCAAAGCCGAACGCUCUUUCUCGCCUCGGAGGAUGAAAAGCCCGAGCUCACUUAUAGUGCUCUCUUCUGCGCUGCCUUGGCGAUCAAGGUCGCCAUCCUCUUGCUCGAAGGGCAGAAGAAGUCUUGCAGGCCAUCCUGGCAUGAAAAGUCACAUAGUCCCGAGGAAACAAGCAAUCUGUUCUCCCUGGGGGUCUUUUUCUGGCUCAACAAAUUAUUCCUGCAGGGCUACCAUAAAGUCUUGCGGCUCUCGGACCUAUAUGCUCUGGACUCCGCUCUUGAUGCAAGGAGGCUCCACGAUACAUUCACGCCGAAGAGGGACUACACCGCGAUGCGAGGUGACCCUUCUAGCCUCCUCAAGUCGCUCAUUCGCACCUUGUGGUUGCCACUGGUAAUUCCUAUCGCGCCCCGCGUGGCCCUGCUGGCAUUCACAUUCUGCCAACCACUCUUCAUUGAGAAACUCCUGGAGCACCUUGCGCAGCCAGAGGUGGACGCCAAUGUGGGGUACGGUCUCAUCGGCGCCAGUAUUCUCAUCUAUGCGGGCAUAGCCAUUUCGACUGCACUCUACAACUAUCUACACCGCCGCAUGCUUGCGAUGCUGCGGUCGAUCCUUGUCACAGAGAUAUAUGCCCAAGCCACACAGGCUCGUCCUAGCGAGGAGGGCACCGACGAUGGCGAUAACUCUGCACUGACGCUCAUGAGCACGGACUUGGAGCGAAUUGACCUCGGCCUGCGCUUGCUGCAUGAUGUCUGGGCUAGCCUGCUCCAGUCCGGGCUGGCUGCUUGGAUGCUGUAUCGCCAACUGGGCCUGGUCUUCAUCACUCCGAUCGGCAUCGUGACCGCUUGUUUUCUGGGUCUUGCCGUGCUCAUGAACAUGACGGGCGACUCGCAAAGAGAGUGGAUGGCACAGGUCCAGCGACGCGUGGGCUUGACGGCCACGGUCAUUGCCAACAUGAAAAACCUCAAGCUCUCCGGUCUGAGCCAAUUGGUCGGCGACUUUGUGCAGAACAUGCGUGUCGACGAACUGGCCGCCGGUGCUCGUUUUCGCAAGAUUUACAUAUUGGCUGCCAUCCUCGGCUUCAUCCCUAUGCUCUUCAGUCCGCCUCUGACCUACGCUUUUGCUCAGACCAGACUCGACCCCACGACCAUGUUCACGAGCCUGUCGUAUCUCCUGUUGCUCACAGGUCCGCUCUCUGAGGUCUUUCAAAUCAUACCAUCACUGCUUGCAGCGAUCGCCUGCAUUGGGAGGAUUCAGACAUUCCUGAUGCGGCAGACUGUCCAAGAUUAUCGCAUAAUCGAGAACGACAAGGUGCACGAGAAAGUCGCGGAGAAGGCUCAAUUUCGACUGGAAGCCGACGCCUCAGUCCAGCAGCACACCAUGAAUGGGCAUGAAGCUGUUGUAGCCAUCGAGAAUGCGAGCUUUGGUUGGCAAAAGGACGUUACAGUCCUCAACGACCUGACCCUUCAACUUCAUCGCUCGACUUUCACGGUCGUCAUCGGCUCGGUCGGCUCGGGCAAGUCCAGCCUCUGCAGAGCCCUGCUUGGCGAGAUGCCAUACAACCCUUCCGGAUCGAUCACGUUGAGCACCAGAUUCCCCCAUGUUGCGUACUGUGACCAGACACCAUUUUUGUGCAACGGCUCGCUGCGGGACAAUAUUGUCGGGUUUUCCGCGUUCGAUCCCAAGCGCUUCGCCCAGGUCAUCCAGGCAACAGCGCUGGACUUCGACCUGAAGAGACUUCCCAAUGGCGAUCUCACCAAUAUUGGAUCGAGCGGCAUUACGCUCUCCGGCGGUCAAAAGCAACGUGUGUCACUCGCUCGCGCAUUAUAUCUGCAGACUGAUCUUAUUGUGCUGGAUGACGUCCUUACGGGACUUGACGCAGACACAGAGGAGAAAGUGUUUGACCGCGUCUUUGGACCGAGGGGGUUGUUGAAGCAGCGGCAGUCCACGGCCCUGCUCUGUACGCACAGCAUUCGCCACCUCCCUGCGGCCGAUCACAUUGUAGUAUUGGACAAGGGCAGUAUUGCCGAGCAGGGGACUUUCGAGACGUUGUUGGCACAUCACGGAUAUGUGCACAGCCUCGGCUUGACAAAACAAACGCCGGAGAAUCUCAGUCGUCCUUCGUCCUCUGAACUCGUAGCUUCGGAAGCGCCAGAGGAAGGACUCGACCUGACGGUAUGGAGUGACAAGCCAGAGCUCAGUAUUGUGGAUUCAGAAACCAGCGGUGAUGCCGCACGCCAGAUCGGAGACAAGAAAGUCUACGUCCACUAUUUCAAGAGCAUGGGCGUAUUUGUUGCCAUGGCUAGCUUCUGCUUUGCUGCGGGCUGGGGUUUCUUCACCAGCUUUCCAACCAUCUGGCUGAAAUACUGGUCCGAUGAUGUCUACUCGGAGGCUCCCACGCACACUUAUGCCUACUAUGCGGGCAUCUAUGCGCUGCUGCAAGCAUGCGCAAUGAUUUCCCUUCUCCUCCUGGGUAUCACCAUCUUCAUCGUCUCAACGAAACGGGCUGGUGCCAAUCUCCACAAGAGCACUCUCGACACACUUAUCAGGGCUCCAUUGGCAUUCUUCACCAUGACUGAUACAGGGGUGGUCACCAAUCUGUUCUCGCAAGAUCUCAACCUCAUCGAUACCGACUUACCCAAUAUGCUGCUGAAUGUUUUAUUUGUGGUCACACAAGCAAUUGGCGCAGCCAUCAUCAUGCUUACUGCAUCUCCGUACAUGGCCGCCAGCUACCCCUUCCUGAUAGCGCUCCUCUACGUCGUGCAGAAGUUCUAUCUUCGAACGUCAAGGCAGCUACGUCUGCUAGACCUGGAGACCAAGAGCCCACUGUACACCCACUUCAUUGAUACCAUCAAGGGAAUUACCACACUACGGGCCUUUGGCUUUAUGUCCAAGGAUGUCGAGAAAAAUGCUGGGCUGCUCAACUCGAGCCAGCGUCCAGCAUACUUGCUAGUCAUGGUCCAACAGUGGCUCAACCUGGUGCUCAAUCUGGUCGUCAUGGCGUUGGCUGCUGUUCUGACCACAAUGGCUGUACGCCUGCAUUCCAAUUCUGGCUUCACCGGGGCCGCCCUCGUCUCGCUCAUGACAUUCGGGGACAACCUCUCAGGCAUCGUGAUAUUCUAUACGCGACUAGAGACGUCCAUUGGUGCGGUGGCCAGACUCAAGGCGUUCCAAGAUAAUGUGAAACCUGAAGAUCGUCCCGAGGAGGACCUGCAGCCUUCGAUAGACUGGCCAAAUGCUGGUGCAAUCGAGCUGCAGGAAGUUUCGGCAAGCUAUGAAAACGGGAGCGACUCGGCAGGUAGCCCCAAGCUCGCGCUAAGUGGCUUGUGUCUGUCCAUCGAGGCCGGUGAGAGGGUCGCUGUCUGUGGCCGCACAGGCAGCGGCAAGUCCAGUCUGGUCGCGCUGCUGCUCAAACUUCUUGACCCACUACCGGGCACUUCUGGGGGCUCAUGCUUUAUCGACGGAAGCCCACUUGCCCGACUCGACCGACAGACCCUUCGUCAGCGAAUCAUUGCCGUGCCCCAGGAAGCAGUAUUCCUGCCAGAUGGUACUUCGUUCCAAAUCAAUCUUGAUCCCACCGGUGCUUCGACCUUGGAAGAGUGCGAAGCCGUGCUCGGAGACGUCGGAUUGCUGGAUUUUGUGACGCAGCGGGGAGGGCCUUCUGCUCCCAUGAAUGCGUCGGUGCUGAGUGCUGGGCAGCGCCAGCUGCUGUCCCUCGGUCGUGCUGUACUUCGCCGCCGCAUUCGCAGUCGGCAAGUCGCCGAGAUGGGCCGCACAGGACCCGAAUGCGGCAUCCUGCUGCUUGACGAAGUGAGCUCGAGCGUCGACCAGGACACGGAAAAGACGAUGCUGGACAUUAUCCGGGCCGAGUUUGAGGGAUACACCAUCAUUGCUGUAAGCCAUCGCCUCGACAUGAUCAUGGAUUUUGACAGGGUUGUUGUCAUGGACACGGGGCACAUCGUGGAGGUGGGUCGUCCAACGCUCUUGGCCAGAGAAGAUGGUUCCAGAUUUGCAGAGCUGGUCAAUGCCUCAGCCAAGUAG
Molecule: messenger RNA, 4449 nt
Organism: Microdochium trichocladiopsis
Lineage: Eukaryota; Fungi; Ascomycota; Sordariomycetes; Xylariales; Microdochiaceae
Product: putative ABC multidrug transporter
Exons: 7
Coding region: 1-4449 (1482 amino acids)
Biological process (GO): transmembrane transport
Cellular component (GO): membrane
Molecular function (GO): ABC-type transporter activity; ATP binding; ATP hydrolysis activity
Source: RefSeq, a predicted model, not a curated record